UGGUUCUCCCCCCGCCUACCCCUGCUCCCGGGGGUAGAACCGUUUAGCCGGAAGUCCCCACAUGAACUGUAUCCGGUUCAAGGCCUGGGCCUGGUCUUCACCGUCUGUCCCCGGUCCCCGCUCCCGGCCCUCACUGUCACCGUCUGUCCCCGGUCCCCGCUCCCGGCCCUCACUGUCACCGUCUGUCCCCGUCCCCGGCCCCGGCCCCGGCCCUCACUGUCACCGUCUGUCCUCAUCCCCGUCCCCGCUCCCGGCCCCGGCUCCGGCCCUCACUGUCACCCUCUGUCUCUGUCCCCGGCCCCGGCCCUCACUGUCACCCUCUGUCCCCGCUCCCCGCUCCCCGCUCCCUGUCCCGGCCCCGGCCCUGGCCCUCACUGUCACCGUCUGUCCCCGCUCUCGGCCCUCACUGUCACCAUCUGUCUCUGUCCCCGCUCCCGGCCCUCACUCACUCCCAGCCCCUGUCCCUCCCUCCGGGUGACGAUGUCUCGGCGGCGGGGUCUGUGAAAUACCGGGUGAAACUUUCCCCAUUUCCAAACGGACGGGUGACGGCACCAACUGGUUAAUAAGUCAGUCCCGGCAGGUUUCCCUCGCCCCGGGUAAUUAGUUAUCGGUCAGCCUCUCAGCUUUCACUGGCGGUUGAAGGUGGAGUCAUGCUGAGAGGGUGGGUUAGAAAGUCUUGCUGUGGACUCUGACUGACAGCGUUAACUCCCUCAGAGAAGUUGUCGUGGGACUUGAUUUUAAAAACGUUGUUUAAAUAAUUUACAAUGGGUUGUUUUUGAGCAGUUUUAUAUACACUUGAUGGAGCGUUUCUCGAUGGAACAUUUACUUUGUUGAACUAAUUUUCGUAAGCGUAAGCACCAUGCCUCAGAAGUUGCUUAAAAGUGCCCACUAUAUUGAAUUAGGAAACUACCAAUAUUGGCCUGUUCUUGUACCACGAGGCAUCCGCCUGUACACGUAUGAACAAAUUCCAUCCUUCCUUAAGGAUAAUCCUUACAUUACAGAUGGAUAUAGAGCUUAUCUACCUUCAAAAUUAUGCUUGAAAAGUCUUUUCAUCCUUUCUAAUGAGACGGUGAAUAUUUGGAGUCAUCUACUUGGAUUUUUCCUGUUUUUCAGUCUUGGCAUUUAUGACAUGACCACUGUACUUCCUGCGGCAAGUGCCUCUAGGGAUGAUUAUGUUAUAUAUUCCAUAUGUCUCUUCUGCUUCCAGGUUUGCAUGCUGUGUUCAGUGGGCUAUCACCUGUUCUGCUGCCAUCGCUCUGAGAAAGCAAAUCGGCGCUGGAUGGCCCUUGAUUAUGCUGGUAUUGCCAUUGGGAUUUUGGGCUGCUAUGUCCCUGCAGUAUUCUAUGCCUUUUACUGCAAUGAAUAUUGGCGACAGGUGUACUUAAUAAUGGUGCUGGCUAUGAUACUGGCAGUAUUCUUUGCACAAAUACAUCCGUAUUACCUCACACAGCAGUGGUACAGCCUGCGUGCACUCAUCUUUUGCUGUGUCUCUGUGUAUGGGUUUAUCCCAACAAUACACUGGAUCUGGCAGAAUGGAGGGAUGAACACACCAAUUGUUCAGGCAUUUGUACCACGUGUAUUUGUGAUGUAUUUGAUGGGUGCAAUUGCUAUUUUUCUCUACGUUACGAAAAUUCCAGAAAGAUAUUUUCCAGGACAGCUCAACUACCUCGGUUCUAGUCAUCAGUGCUGGCACGUCCUUGUUGUAUUGAUGUUUUAUUGGUGGCACCAGACUGGAGUAUACAUCAUGCAGUACAGACACAACCAACCCUGUUCUGAACUAAUGAGUACAUAACUGCAACAGUGUCUUGUGAUUAGGUGAACAAUUUCUGUAAAAGUGCCUGUUAAGAAUCUGUUGUGGUACACAACCAGGAAAUGGGAAGGGAUGUGUUAUAAUUCUGUCGACCUGAAUGUACUGAUACCUCUUUAUUUAAGUAACAGAUUAUUGGAAACUGGAAAUAAAGAGGUCUCAACAUCCUGCAGAUAUUUUCCAAUAGCUUGAGAUGUCUGAGGUAUUUCUAUGAAUGAGCUUACAAAUUAAGGUGUAAUAGUCAUUCUUCAAAUAAUUUUCCUGUACUAUUAUCACAGAAAUGGAAAAUCUGCUCAGAGAUUCAGUUGGUAAAUGUCUGAUACUGGUCUAAUUCAAGAACCUGCAAAGUGCAGGUGCUAAACUAGGCUAAAAUUUGUGUAUGUGUAUGCCCAUUUGCCCAGUGACUAUGUUUUAAUGUUAGUGGGUGAAUGGGCGUUUUAACCUUGGAAUUGUGCUCAACUGCACUGAGUAUCCCUGGUUUGAGACUGCCUCCCAAGGUACCUCACCCCUGUUUACACUACUGAAUAUUCGCUCAAAUAAGUGAUCUCAUUAAGACUACUUUUUAUGGAUAAACAUGUAGAAUAUUGUAUGAAAUCUUCUCUCAGAUCUGUUUAAACUGGAACUUAAGUCUUGGUCCUUAAGAGCUGGGAGACAAAAGAGAAAGCUAGGGUUUCUGGGAAAAGUGAAACAUUAAAAAGAAGCCUUUAUAUUCUGGAAUGCGAAUAUGUAUCCUGAAACAAAAUCAGGGAAAGAAUUGACAACUACUUAAUCUCCAUCUCCAAGAACAAGAAUCCUGUAUGUGAGAAUAAUGUGAACAGGAUUGGAACCUGUCAUUUAAUCUUCGUAGGAACAGUUUGCAUUUAGAAGUAAGUAUGAUGGAAUGAAAUUUCAUUUAUUAGAAGAUAAAAUUAUUUAGUCAUCUGCAAGAUUUGAUCAAAGUUAUCAGGAAGCAUUCUGAUCAUAACCAAGGUUUCAUACCUUAUUUUACCUUCUGCCACAUAACAUCUAAUCAGUCAGUUGGCUAGACAGGUAGUUUGCAAUGCAGAGUAAUGCAAACAGUGCGAGUUUAAUUCCCACCCCGGCUGAGGUUACCAUGAAAGACUCUUCUCGUGCCUGGGGCGUGGUGACCCUUGGGUUGAACCACUAGUUUUCUGAGAGCAUCCCUGUGGUCUGAUGGGGCUAUGGCAACUUCAUCUUUAACACUUCAAAUAUUUUUCCUUCAGUUAUACUGAGUAUGUUCUAAUAGCAUGGCUGGCUGGUUCACUGAAGAAGUACAAAUCAGAGUUGAUUAUUUGCCCGAUUUCAUCCUUUUGGAUGACUGUCAGGUAUGUAGAAGAAUGGAUACUUAGUCUGACAAAUGUCGAGGAAAACAGUCUGUUACUUCUACUGUUCCUCCACAUGUAGCUAGAUUGUCUUGGCACCUUGUACUUUUUUAUUGAAAUGGCCAGCCAGUGCCUUAGAACAGACCAACUAUGAAUGAUGGGUAAGAAGAUUCUAGUAAACCUCAAAAGAAAAAACAAACUUAAGACUCUUCACACUUAUACUAUGUCUUUUAAAAAAUGUAGCAAUUACUGCUGAGAACACAGUUGAUGAUUAAAGGGUAUAUUAUACAACCUAUACAUCGAUCCCAGAACUUCACACAGUGGGUUAUUCAGUCCUAGGUUUACGCUGGGAUGUUAAACAAGAAGGGCUAAGUGCAAUUUAAAAGUUAUGUGCAUAGAAAAUUUAUUUAGCAGUAGGUAGAACUAGUAUGGUUACAAAAUGGUGGUAUGUAUUGUGAUUGUGCAUUGUAAAAAUAUAAUUUUUACAAUUACUUGCUCUUAAAUGUCUGAAUCACAUGACAAGCUCUUCAUCUGGAAAAUUCGUGCAAAUCCUAGAACUGGAUGUCUCCUUUGAGGAACGCAGUGCGAGAAGAGUUGUUUGUUUUGUCUGACAAAUUAUUUGGAGCUUAAUUUCUUUUUUUUCCUCUGUAGAAAAGUAUUAUCAAUAAAAUAUUUUCCAACAGUAAA
Rhincodon typus (whale shark) is the source of this 3816-nucleotide messenger RNA. It is a transcript of the gene paqr3a, whose product is annotated as progestin and adipoQ receptor family member IIIa. Gene Ontology annotation, cellular component: membrane. Lineage: Eukaryota; Metazoa; Chordata; Chondrichthyes; Orectolobiformes; Rhincodontidae. The record is from RefSeq and is a predicted model, not a curated record. The transcript has 7 exons. Bases 860 to 1792 code for a protein of 310 amino acids. Gene Ontology annotation, molecular function: signaling receptor activity.